Molecule: messenger RNA, 1057 nt
Organism: Triplophysa rosa
Lineage: Eukaryota; Metazoa; Chordata; Actinopteri; Cypriniformes; Nemacheilidae
Exons: 4
Coding region: 88-327 (79 amino acids)
Biological process (GO): intrinsic apoptotic signaling pathway in response to DNA damage; regulation of gene expression
Molecular function (GO): zinc ion binding
Source: RefSeq, a predicted model, not a curated record
AUCCUUUGCUCUUCUCAGUCUGUCACAUUCGUGUUUGCACAUUUCCUCAUCUCGCAUCUCGUCUCAAACAUCUCGCGCAUCUUAGCCAUGGUGAGCUUCUGUCCUAUAUGUGGGAAGCCUGUUUAUUUUGGUGAAAAGAAGAGGUCAUUAGGACGGGAUUAUCACCCGUUGUGUUUGAAGUGUCACAAGUGUAAAAGACAGCUUACAGCAGGCCAGCAUGCAGAGCACGAUGAGAAGCCAUACUGCACUAACUGCUACAUGAGAAAUUUUGGACCCAGAGGUAGUCGAAUGCCUGUUCCUCGGACAUUUAACACAGCUACUUCUUAAGAGAAGUCGGACCAUCUUAAAUACCACACCACAGCUUGAUCUACAAACAGCAACAUAACCAUCCUCAUGUCUGUAAAUACAUAUAGUGUAACCAAUGCCCUCCUCUCCAAAACACAAUUCCAUUCUUUAUUCAUUUUCUUUUCUGGUUGUAUAUGCCAGAACCUUUCUACCAAAUCAACAGCCAUUUGCUUUGGCGUUCUCUCAGGGAGAUGAGCUGUUCAGAGUAAUGCCACUUACUAGGUUGAUUCAUUUUUAAAUUAAAGUUACAUCUUCAGUGUUUACCAUUUUUCUGUCCUUCAAAAUGGAAAUGUGAAAAUAUUAUUAAUGUAAGUAACAUUAUUAAAACAUUAAAAAAACAUUUUUUUUAAGCAGGUGGUUCUUAGGUCAUAAUGUGUUUUUGUUUUAUUAAUAAAAAGUCAAAAAUCUAUAUACCAUUAAUUAAUUGAUGAAUUUUUGUGCACUGUAUUGUUUGUUCUUCUACUUGAAUUUUGAAGAUCAGGGCCUAUAAAACAAAGAAUCCCUUUCACAAGGAUGCAAAUCUACCUACAAAGCAAAAAGGACAAUAAUUAGGUAUUGUGUCUUUUUAAUUAGGAGCAGACGCCCGUGUCCCAAACCUCCCAAACGGUGCGUAAGUGUUGGCUUUAUCAUUAUUGUAUGUUCAAGAAGAAUAUGUAUUUGAUUUAAGAUUUUAUCUUUUUUAUUAGUUAUAUAAUAAAAAGUGUCACUCAUC